UAAUGAAAGCCAUAAACCUUUUAUAAAACAAUUUAUAUCGGCAGCCAACGAGCUACCCACCAAAAACACAAAACGAAAACAAGGGAGCAAAGUGCAAUCCCAACCAUUUUCUUCAGCGCAUGUAUAUAAAUUCAAAGAAAGAAGAGAGAAACCAGCUGUUGACGAGAGAAACAGAGGAGAGAUCAGAGAGGAGUUAAGUAUGGACUGCUGCAUUUGUAGUCCGAUGAUUGCAGUUUACAGGCCUCCAAGAAACACAAUCUGCUCUCGUUGCUACGAGGGAGCCCGGAGCAUGGUUGACUUCUUCAAGGAUGUUGAAAUCCCCGGCGGCGCCGGUGACCAAAAGGCUACCGGUUCUGAAAAGUCAAUCCCCGGCUCAGGCCCCGGCUCGUCAUCUAUGGGGAUGCUAGACGUUUACAAGAAGAUGAAGGAUCAUAGAGAGAAGGAAGGACAACUGAACGAACGGUUGGGCUUUGUAGAUGGGCUUUUGGGGGCAUUCAGAGAGGGAAUCCAUACAGACAUCCUUGUACAGGGUGGAAGUGGGCCCCCAAUACCAGCCCACAGGGCAUUGCUGGCAACAAGAUCCGAGAUUUUCAAGACCGUGUUGUCCUCAGACGAGUGCAAAGCCCCAGCAGACGGCACAAUCUCACUCCCAGAGCUAAGCCACGAAGAGCUCCAAUGCCUCUUAGAAUUCCUUUACUGUGGGACUCUAAAGCCCGACGACAAGGCGAACAACCACCUGUACUCGCUUCUAAUAGCCGCCGAUAAAUAUGACAUCCCCUACCUCAAGAGCUUCUGCGAGGUUCGGAUCCUUCGAUCUUUGGGCCCCGCCAACGCGCUCAGGGUGUUGGAGGUGUCGGAGAUUUGCUCGAAUGCGAAGCUAAAAGAGGAGGCGAUGAAUUCUGUUGUAAAGCAUAUGGAGGAUGUGGUUUUGUCGAGGGCUUACGAUGCUUUUGCGGUGAAGAAUGCGCAUUUGUGUGUUGAGAUUACAAGAGCUUUGUUGAUGGAGAUGAAGACCAAAAGGGAUGAUCAGACGUUCAUAGAUUCCUUUUGAGUGCAGAUUUGCGACUAAACUUGCUGUAUGAGCUAGAUAUCAGUUCACACGAACAUUUAAUAUGACAACAUACUUUAUACGUAAAUAAUAAUGUUAUGUGAUGAUGAGCAUCUUAAUUCGAAAGUUUGUGGUAUCAAUAGAUCAAUUUUCUAAAGAGCAAAGUUGUUCGAAGAGACAUUAGAUCUAGGAGAGAGAAUUUAUGUUUGUAUAUUUCAAAUUCAUAUAAUAUUUUAGUUGAGUUAUUCUCUUC
This is a messenger RNA of Asparagus officinalis (garden asparagus), 1301 nucleotides long. RefSeq names its product BTB/POZ domain-containing protein At3g56230. The transcript is spliced from 3 exons. Bases 200 to 1051 code for a protein of 283 amino acids. NCBI's taxonomy places the organism in Eukaryota, Viridiplantae, Streptophyta, Magnoliopsida, Asparagales, Asparagaceae. Gene Ontology annotation, molecular function: protein binding. The record is from RefSeq and is a predicted model, not a curated record.